GUAAACGUGUGGCACAUCAAAAAAAACAAAAAAAAAAAAAAUACUAAAAUGUUUUCGUUUACCUUGCUUGCCUGUAUGGCUAUCGCUGUCUGUGCCACGCCCAGUCAAAGAUUGGGUGAAUCGAAGCUUUUGCAGGCCAUUCGCAGUACCAGCGAGCUGCAGCAGGACAACCCGACACGUUCCCUGGAAUGCUUCCAGUAUUACAGCGAGAUCUUCGAUCAGCUACUACAGCAAUACGAACAGGAGUUCCAGGCCUGCCAGAAUACAUCGCAGCUCCAGAUCUCGCUGGCGGAUGAGAGCUUUAAGCCUGUCCUGAGCUCUUUGAACAACAGUGCGGCGAACGCCUGCGAAUUAAUAGAUAAUUGUAAUAAUCAAUUGGAUAGCUUGACAAGUCUGGCCUGCUACUCAGGGGUGGGCACCAGCGAUGCCAAAAUCAUGUACAACAUUUCGAACACAGCCAGCCAAUAUUACGGCCAGCUUCAGCAGCGCAUUCAAAUGAUUCAGUUCACAGAGGAACAGUGCAUGAGUGAAUCGAAGCGCAACUAUGAGCUGAGCACGGAUCAGGCUUAUGUCAAUCUACAAGGUUGCCUGAUGGGCAAUGAACCAGUGCCGAUAAAAACCACAACAACAACGACCACAACUGAUACGACUAGUUCAGUUCCAGUUCGAAAAACAACUACACCAAUUCCAGUUACAAGUACCUCAGCACCAGCUGAGACUACAUCAGUUCCAGUGAAAACCACACCAGAACCAGUUCCAGAACCGACUACUUCGGUUCCAGUUACGCGUACCUCAGUUCCAGUUAAGACAACAUCAGUUCCAGUUACAACUACACCAGAACCAGCUACAAGUUCCUCAGCUCCAAUUAAAACAACUCGAUUCCCGCGAAGGACCACAAAAGCUCCUGGUAAAAGACCAAAGACUACAUCUGCUCCUGUUACGUUCACUACGGCUUUAACUACGGCUACGCCCACAACUUCUGCCGCACCUGGUUACCAGCCGAGCCUGAGCUCUGAGCUGAAAAAGGUGCUGCAUUCUCUGCUACACUAGACAACAUGGUUUAUGUAGCAGCGCCCUGCAUUAAAAUAGGUAACAAACUGGCAAACAUUGGCUAUCAUUGGGUCUGAAAGAGGGCCGCAAACUUUUGUAAUCUCGUUUGGGCGGGGGAUCCCCACAGCAAAGAGACAGUAAAAGGAAAAGUAAAGAAAAAGCAAUUUUAUGGAAAUGUUGACCAAAUAUUGACAUAGGCCAAGCCCAGCCGACAACUUCAAUGGCAAACUUAACUAAACCAAUUGCAACUCCGCAAGUAUAACUUACAUAAUUAACGCUUGUCGAUAUAAACUAGUUGGUAUGCCGAUGACUGACUGACUAGCAGAUGCCCUGUACACAGUCUUAGUGUAGAAUUAAUUAUUUUAAAAUAACUAAAUUGUUGAAUUGAAUUGUAAGGAAAAUUGCUGUGAUGGCUAUUGUUAUUUGGUGAAUGAGCACACGAAAUAGUGAAAGUUACAAAUAAAAAGGUUGGUAUAUCUAAAAAAAUAAAAAAGAUUUUCUGAUAAAAUAUUGAUUGAUUAAGAAUAUAUGCAGACGUCUGUUCCUAGGAGUUACACAUUU
Molecule: messenger RNA, 1611 nt
Organism: Drosophila novamexicana
Lineage: Eukaryota; Metazoa; Arthropoda; Insecta; Diptera; Drosophilidae
Product: mucin-2-like
Exons: 2
Coding region: 49-1050 (333 amino acids)
Source: RefSeq, a predicted model, not a curated record